This is a messenger RNA of Neomonachus schauinslandi (Hawaiian monk seal), 3481 nucleotides long. RefSeq names its product OCA2 melanosomal transmembrane protein (gene OCA2). Gene Ontology annotation, cellular component: melanosome membrane. The coding region runs from base 46 to 2583 and encodes 845 amino acids. The record is from RefSeq and is a predicted model, not a curated record. Gene Ontology annotation, biological process: transmembrane transport; melanin biosynthetic process; melanocyte differentiation. The transcript is spliced from 23 exons. NCBI's taxonomy places the organism in Eukaryota, Metazoa, Chordata, Mammalia, Carnivora, Phocidae.
AGUGGUUUCUUUCUGGCUAACCUAGUGAGAGAGUGAGAACGGAACAUGCAUCUAGAGAACAAAGAUGGUGGGCUGACCUCUGGUGUGCUGGAGAUGGAGCUACAUCAGACAUCUUCUCCCAUGUGUGCUGGCCUGGGAAGGCCAGAACUGACAGGACCUGUCACCAGCAACUGCAGGCUACAGCAGGGAGUCAACAAAGCAGACCCCUCAACCCCCUACCCCAGCAGGGCAGCUGGGCAGAGCUGCUGGGCGUCUGUGGACCGAGAUUUUGAUUCGUUCCUCACAGAGCAGAGGUCUCACUCUUCUUUACCUCAGUUCUUCAACUCCAGGUCAAAAGACCUCUGCUUUACAGAAAACACUCCUUUGCUGAGAAAUUCCUCACAAGAUAAAGGGUCAUGGUGCAUGCCUAUUUGCCAUCCAGAGUUCAUCACUGCUGAAGAAUCUUGGGGCAAGAGCUCAGCUGAGUGGGAGGCAGGAUCCCUGUUGAGCAAAGACUUGGCUGGUUCCUCUGGAUCUGCCUCCCAAGAGAAGGGGGAGCAUCUGGACAGCGCUCAUAUCAGGUUCCGUCUUUUGAAGCUGAGGCGCUGUGUACGGUGGCUGAAAGUCGCAAGCCUGUUUAUCUUUGUGGUGGUGUGCUCUAUUUUAUUCAGCCUGUAUCCAGAUCAAGGAAAGUUCUGGCAGUUGUUGGCUGUGUCACCCCUGCAAAGCUACUCUUCGAAUCUCACCAGCCACAUGGACUCCACACUGCUCCAGGUGGAUCUGGCAGGGGCCCUGGUGGCCGGUGGCCCAAGUCAUACCGGGAGAGAAGAACAUGUCAUGGUGGAGGUGACCCAGGCUGACGUUCCAGGCUCCAGGCGGCGGCGGCCACAGCAGGUCACUCAGAAUUGGACAGUAUUUUUAAAUCCGAGAAGAAGUGAGCACUUGGUGGUGAGCAGGACCUUUGAGAUACUGAGCAGAGAUACUGUUUCUAUCAGCAUUCGAGCCUCCCUCCAGCAGACACAGGCAGUUCCUCUUUUGAUGGCUCAUCAGUACCUCCGUGCAAGCAUAGAAGCACAAGUGACCAUUGCUGUGGUCAUCCUUGCUGGGGUCUACAUGCUGAUUAUAUUUGAGAUUGUUCACAGAACCCUGGCAGCCAUGUUGGGUUCCCUUGUGGCAUUAGCAGCGCUGGCUGUGAUUGGAGAUAGACCCAGCCUGACCCAUGUGGUGGAGUGGAUUGAUUUUGAGACUUUGGCCCUGCUAUUUGGCAUGAUGAUCUUAGUAGCCAUAUUUUCAGAAACUGGAUUUUUUGAUUAUUGUGCUGUAAAGACGUACCAACUGUCUAGGGGAAGAGUGUGGGCCAUGAUCAUCAUGUUGUGUCUCCUUGCUGCUGUCCUGUCUGCCUUCCUGGACAAUGUCACCACAUUGCUGCUUUUUACUCCUGUGACCAUAAGGUUAUGUGAGGUGCUCAACCUUGAUCCAAGACAAGUCCUGAUUGCAGAAGUGAUCUUCACAAAUAUUGGAGGAGCUGCCACUGCCAUUGGGGACCCACCAAAUGUCAUUAUUGUUUCCAACCAGGAGUUGAGGAAGAUGGGCCUGGACUUCGCAGGAUUUACUGCACACAUGUUCAUUGGGAUUUGCUUCAUUCUCCUGUUCUCCUUUCCACUCUUCAGACUCCUCUUCUGGAACAAAAAGCUUUAUAACAAGGAACCCAGUGAGAUUGUUGAACUGAAGCAUGAGAUCCACGUCUGGCGCCUGACCGCGCAGCGCAUCAGCCCAGCCAGCCGAGAGGAGACAGCAGUUCGGGGCCUGCUCCUGGGGAAGGUGCGGGCACUGGAGCAUCUGCUGGCCCGAAGGCUGCACACCUUCCACAGACAAAUCUCACAGGAAGAUAAAAACUGGGAGACCAAUAUCCAGGAACUACAAAAAAAGCACAGGAUAUCAGACAAGAUUCUGCUCACCAAAUGCCUGAUGGUGUUGGGAUUUGUUAUCUUCAUGUUCUUUCUCAAUUCGUUUGUUCCUGGUGUUCAUCUUGAUCUCGGGUGGAUUGCUAUUCUGGGUGCUAUCUGGUUGCUAAUUUUAGCUGAUAUUCAUGAUUUUGAGAUAAUUCUACACCGAGUGGAAUGGGCAACUCUUCUAUUCUUUGCAGCACUCUUUGUUCUGAUGGAGGCACUGGCACAUCUCCACUUAAUAGAAUAUGUUGGAGAGCAGACUGCUUUGCUAAUAAAGAUGGUCCCAGAGGAUCAGCGCCUCACAACUGCCAUCAUCCUGGUGGUCUGGGUUUCAGCCAUUGCAUCAUCCUUGAUUGACAACAUCCCAUUCACCGCAACAAUGAUUCCUGUGCUCCUGAACCUCAGCCAAGACCCCGAGGUCAGCCUGCCUGCACCACCACUCAUGUAUGCCCUGGCCCUUGGUGCCUGCCUGGGAGGCAAUGGGACACUGAUUGGAGCAUCAGCAAAUGUUGUUUGUGCAGGAAUUGCAGAGCAGCAUGGAUAUGGAUUCUCUUUCAUGGAAUUUUUCAGAUUGGGCUUCCCAAUGAUGGUCGUCUCCUGCACAGUUGGGAUGUGUUACCUCCUUGUUGCUCAUGUCGUGAUGGGAUGGAAUUAAUAGUCAUACAUCAUUUGAAGACUAAAGGAAACUUGACCCAUCACCAACAUCAGUAGAAAACUACCCCAAGACCACUCUUGGGACAAGAAAAGGUGCUUAUCAUGGGGGUGCUCUGGAAUGGAGAAUUUUGGCAUCCAUACUCAUUCAGGUGAAUGCUGGAAACUCAUGGGAAAUACAAAUAACUUACUAAAGAUUCCACUACAGGAAAAUAUGUAUAUUUCCAAACACAUCUUGCUAUGCUCUGCAAGAAAAGACACAAUGCAGUAUUCUACCCAAAUGGCUUGUGCUAUUUAACUGUCACUUUCCUGAGGCCUUCUAGAGUUUUUUCAUGUAAUCACUUUCCAUGUUAAAAUAAUCAGCAUUCAAAUUGUAUACUCUCCAAAUACAUAUUCUUCCUUGGAAAAGGAAGACAAUUUGUAAGGAAACAUUUUAUGUCUUAAAAAAAAAUAAACCGUAUCUUGACAAAAGGUUUAGAAUUUGUUAGUCUCUUAAUUUUUUAGUAGUUUACAUUGUGUAAAAUUGCAUUUUAUCCAUUUAUGUUUUUCUCUGGAGUUUUUAAGUCAUCAAUUACAAGUGCAGGGGGCGCCUAGGUGGCUCAGUCAGUUAAGCGUCUGCCUUCGGCUCAGGUCAUGAUCUCAGGGUCCUGGGAUCUAGCCCUGCAUUGGGCUCUCUACUCAGGAGGGAGUCUGCUUCUCCCUCUCCCUCUGCCCCUCCCUCCGCUUGUGCUCUCUCUCUCAAAUAAAGAAAAUCUUUAAUUUUCUUGCAAGGGCAGAAAUUUGACUUGUAAGAAGGUCAUAAGUGCUUUUUAAAUAGUAUUUUACAUAUUUAACAGCCUAGAAUAAUAAUCUUCAGUUUAGAAGGUGGUACAUGCUAUUUCCAUCAAUUAUACAAAAGUGUG